GGCUGGGCAUCCAGAGUCUGAAGAAGCUUCAUCGGAGACAGAGCUAUUUUCUUGACAAGGAUGCCGGCCCAGAGGCUCGUCUUCAUGGUGCUCUCAGGCCUCAUUUUCGUGUUACUAGUGGUUCUCUGUCUGCUCCUGACGAAGGAAUCUCGGGGGGCGCCUCAGCCAGCACGGGAGAAUGCUGCCGAUAUUAUUAUUGACGAAGUUCACCCCGAGAACAUCAUGCAUUAUCUGAGACACCUGACUUCCCGGCCGCACCCAGGGGGCACUAAGGCCGAGGAGGAGAACGCGCAGUGGGUCGCCGACACCUGGCGGGCCCUGGGACUCGACGAGGUCCACCUUGUGCCAUUUGACGUCCUCCUCUCCUACCCGAAGAAUGACACUCCUAAUCUGGUCCGAGUGCUGAACGAGAAGGGCGAGGCGGUGUGGACUUCCCACGGGUGGCAGAAGCCCCUCUACUCCCCCGAGGAAUCUUCGCCUGAAGUUUUGCCCAAUUUUAAUGCUUAUUCCGCCCCUGGGAACAUUAUGGGGGACGUCGUGUAUGCUUACUUCGGACGCGAGAAAGACUUCACGAAGUUGGAGGACCUGGGUGUGUCUGUGGAGGGAAAGGUCGUCUUGGCUCGCUACGGCGAAGUCUUCAGAGCAAACAUAGCAUGGGCGGCGGAGAGGCGGGGCGCAGCGGGUGUCAUCCUGUACACGGACCCCCAGCAGUACGCGCCCAUGGGAGAGGACGCAGUGUACCCCAAGACUGUGUACAUGCCGGGCUCUGGGGUACAGGCUGGCACUGUGCUUCUGACAGAUGGCGACCCCCUGACGCCUUUCUACCCAGCUGUUGCGAGCGCUUACCGGCUGCCCGAGGCGAGCUCGAGCGUGCCCGGGAUCCCCGUCCAGCCAGUCAGCUACGACGACGCGAGGGAGAUCCUCAGACACAUGGGCGGCCCGGAAGCCCCCGCAGAGUGGCGCGGAGGCCUCAACGUCACGUACCGCCUUGGUCCUGGGAUGGCACAGGCGGGAUGGACGCUCAACCUCGAAGUCCACACUCACAACGCCCGCGCGACCACGUAUGACGUUGUGGGCGUGAUUCGUGGAAGCGAGGAACCAGACAGAUACGUGAUAUUGGGGAACCACCGAGAUGCGUGGGUGUUCGGCGGCGUCGACCCUUCCUCGGGCACGGCGGCCCUGCUGGAGGUGACCCGCGUCCUGACCUCGCUCAGGGACCAGACAGGCUGGAGACCACGGCGCUCGGUGGUGGUGUGUUCGUGGGGCUCCGAGGAGUACGGUCUGGUCGGCUCCAAGGAAUGGACGGAGCAGUUCGCCAAACAGCUGAUGGACAGGACCGUCGCCUACAUCAACGUUGACUUGGCUAUCGAAGGUAACUACUCCCUGCGGACGCUCUCAGCACCAUUGCUGUAUGAUACGGUCUUCGAAGCAGCGGCCAAGGUCCCCAACCCCGACGCAGCCGAGGUGGCGGCGGGGCGGCCGACGGUGUACGACACGUGGGCGGAGCGGCUGCCUGACGAAAGGCAUCCCGGCCGACCCAGGGUAGGGAUCAUAGGGUCCGGGAGCGACUACAGAGCCUUCAUGCACAACCUGGGCGUCCCCGUGCUGGACAUCUGCUACACGUACGACCCUAAAGUGAACGUGGAGCCUCUCUACCACACGCUUUACGAGACGUUCGCGCUCGUCGGUGAGCUGUACGACGCCGGCUUCGGUUUCCAGGCCGCCCUCACGAGGCUGUGGGCGAUCAUGGCCGUUGAUCUCGCUGAUACACAGGUCCUCAAGUUUUCUCUGAAGGAAUACAGCAGCUUCUUGGCAGACGCUCAGGAGGAGCUCUUGCAAGAGUAUGGCGACCUCAUAUCCUCCAGGAAUAUCUCGAUGGCAUACUUCAAGAAAGCAGUAGAAGGGUUUUCCCAAGCAAUAUACAUGUUUAUCGAUGACCUUAGUCAUCUUGACACCAGCAACGUGUUAGCGGUUCGGAGAGUUAAUGAUCAGCUGAUGAUGGUGGAACGGGCAUUCAUCGACCCUCGAGGUCUUCCAGGCAGACCCACCUACAACCACGUGGUGAUGGCGCCAAGCAUCAGCGACAGUUACUCGGGCACAGCAUUCUCCGGGCUGAGCGACGCCCUCGAUGGCAUCCAAGACCUGGACCCGGCGCAGCAGGAGGAGCGCUGGGCCACCUUCGCUCAACACUUGGCCGCUGUCACUCACUACCUCAACACGGCCGCGAAGGUCCUCUCAGACGACCUGUGGUAGCGAGACAGCCGGGACGGGAGUGGAUGGCUUGGGUUGCUCGCCCCGAUAUCUGGCUUUGUCUUGAAUUAUUUGAGUUUUAACAGUUUUUGGCUGAUAUGGGUAUAUUUUUCAGAUGUACAACUGGUUGUGAUAGAAAUAUAUUUUUAUAAAUUUUAUUGACCUUUUAUUCUUUCUAAUCUAAUUCUGCCUUUACUUUACUGGAUUACAUCCACAGCUUAAUCUGCACAUCUAGGUCUGCAGUCUACUGUGGGUAGAGAAUGUGUGAACACAUAUAUCACACAUUCAGUGUUUCUCUUUCGUUUGUAUCUGCAUAUACGUUACUUUGGAUGAAGUUUAUUGAGAAACGUGUUGUUAUAAAGAAGGCAACUGUAAGCCCUCUCUUUUCUGUGAAAUGAUGGCAGUUUAUUUUAUGAAGAUAAUGACGAGGUAAAUAAAAAAUGUAAUCAGUUCAGUCUGCAGAAAAAAAAAGUUCUCGAUGUGCACUCUUACGCAGUGGUUAAUAAACUUCUAUCUGAACUA
Penaeus monodon (black tiger shrimp) is the source of this 2772-nucleotide messenger RNA. RefSeq names its product putative N-acetylated-alpha-linked acidic dipeptidase. NCBI's taxonomy places the organism in Eukaryota, Metazoa, Arthropoda, Malacostraca, Decapoda, Penaeidae. The transcript is spliced from 19 exons. Bases 61 to 2253 code for a protein of 730 amino acids. Gene Ontology annotation, molecular function: carboxypeptidase activity. The record is from RefSeq and is a predicted model, not a curated record.